Messenger RNA from Alternaria postmessia, 4182 nucleotides. RefSeq lists its product as uncharacterized. Gene Ontology annotation, biological process: protein phosphorylation. The record is from RefSeq and is a predicted model, not a curated record. Gene Ontology annotation, molecular function: protein serine/threonine kinase activity; ATP binding. The transcript has 3 exons. Lineage: Eukaryota; Fungi; Ascomycota; Dothideomycetes; Pleosporales; Pleosporaceae. Gene Ontology annotation, cellular component: cytoplasm. The coding region runs from base 1 to 4182 and encodes 1393 amino acids.
AUGGAUAGUAAGAAGCUCACUAUUGAUCUUAGGCGAGCCUUAGAAGAUCAAAGGGAAAAAGCGAUGCGACGCAAUAAACUGGUUCACAGAGGAGGCUACAUCUCGAACGAUUUUGUUCAAAAACUGUUCACUACAGAGAGACUCACGCGCCAGGUGCAACUGAGUACAUCUCCACAAUCUCCGCAGGAACUACAGGACCUCGUAAAUUUUAUCGAGAAACGCGCAACGAAGAUUUUCGCGAUCCUCCUUCUGAUCGACCAGGACGGCCUGAUAGCAGGCUUGUACGGACAACGGCCCGUGGAGGAUGACCGUUCGCUUUUCAAUAAUGCAGAUGCCGCCGCGAGCAAACCUUACUGCACAAUAGAGAGGUUGCAGAAAAUCCCCCCGUUAUGUGCAGUAGCGGAGAAAGUCUACAAAACCCAAUGGGUAUUUCCUGCAGUGCUUUCGCCGAACGUUCACCUCGAUUUCGACCCAAAAUUCUUCAAGUUUCCGUUCCAGACAUCCUCUACAAGGAUUGGGUCUGGUGCAUCCGGACAAGUGCAUCGAGUGGUGUUCGAGAAAGGUUACCUUAAGGGCUUGGAUGACCGUGAUAUAAUCGUCGAAGUUGUGUACAAGAGGAUACGCGAGAACGAUCAGCGUCAGGACGACAUGAAAAGAAUAAUGAAAGAGAUGACGUUCUUAAGACGCCGCCAACACGGCAACAUAUCACCAUUGAUCGCUAGCUUUACUGCUGGCUUAGAGCAACCCACGAAGCCAGAGGACAUGACAAAAUGUUUGUAUUUGCUGUCGCCACGAGCGGACAUGGACAUGCAAGUAUGGUUGGAUCGUGAACCAGACUACAUAGAAGAGACCUACUCCGAUUUAUGGGACACCCAAAGCUUCAAGAACCACAUAUUCGAUUCUAUGCGAGGACUGAUUUCCGGACUGGCUUACAUUCAUCAACAGAUCGGUGAGCAUAUCGGAUAUCACGGGGAUAUCAAGCCGAAGAACAUCCUGAAGUUCCACUCGGAAGGGAAGCUGGCCUGGAAAAUUUGUGACUUUGGCACUUCGAACCUCAAGACGAUCGAUGACACAGCCACUCGGAGUUGGGAAACUACCCUCUAUUGGGCGCCAGAAGAGUUCUCCGUUGAUACGUCAGAAGAUGAGAAUCACGGUCGGUCACACGAUGUCUGGUCGCUGGGUUGUAUAUUCCUUCUCCUAGCCACCGUACUGGAAUACAGAUGGAGCCCUAAAGGGCUAAAAGAAUUCGAAGGACUCCGUGCCAAUGGUAGCACGAACAUGUUGGACCAUGCUUUCAGCAAGUGUCGUCCUCAGAUUACUACCUGGAUAGCCCAGCUCAAGGACAAAUGUAAGGAGUCCAAGGAGCUCCAAGAACUCCUUGAUCUCAUAGCAGCGAUGUUGGAGCCACGCGAAACUCGAAUCUUCUCAUGGGAAGUGGCAGUCGAUCUCUACACGAUCACAGAUCCUAUGAGAACGAAAGAAGAAACUUUGGAUCAUCUUGGCCGAGUGAUUCAAAAAGCGAGAUCUGCGGACCUGGAGCUGAAACACAAACCAAUGGCUCGAGCCAGGGAAGAUUCUAGAAAGGAUGGAAGGUACCGCAGAAUUUUAUUGGAACAUGGAUGGUACGAUGAUAAGACGACUGAAAGAGAGAAGAGAGCAUGUGCUGCUGAGCGCUUUGUGUCGACCCUUCCCACACCUGGAACUGGCGAUCGUAUAUUCGGAAUGGAUGGAGUUCUUGAAGACAUACGUCAACGAUUUGAGAAAACGGAUUUCUUAGCGCUCGUUGGAUUGCGAGGUGUUGGGAAAUCACUGGUUGCCCUUCAUCAUGCUGAUCGUGCUAGCAAGCAGUAUCAGCAAAAGUCUCCUCCAGAGAAGAAUGUCUUCUGGGUAAGCGCGCAUAACAUCGAAGAUUUCCACGACUCAUACGCAGCCAUCGCAGCCAAGUUUGAUGCCGACAAUGCAGGACUUCGCCCACAGGAAAAGCUCUGGGAGUCUGUAAAGCGUCGUCUUGAGCGUAAAUCCACAAAAAAAUGGUUGAUGGUUGUUGACGGACUUGAUCAUGAUUGGGAAACCCGAGUCAUCGGACCCUUCUUACCCCGUACGAAUGGCCAGAUCUUGUUUACCACGCGAAACUAUCUCCUGGUCAAAGAUCUGGUGGUUUGGGAGCAGCGACGGGCCUACAUCGAGAUGCAGUCCCCUGACAGUUCGACAGCCAUGAAGCUAUUCCGAACAUAUGUCGACAACACACUCUUUGAAAAUAGUAGUAAAAACGCCACACGACUCUUAGAAGAGUUCAACUGGCCGGAGAUGAUACGACGAAUAUCGCGAUACAUGAAUGAUAGGCAGCUGACGUGCAGCGAUAUGUAUGACAUCCUCAAGAAGAGAAAAUAUGAGGAAAUGGAACGACUUCUGCCAAGCUUUGCCGAGCAUCUGCUCAUUCCUACCAUAGGAACCUCUCUACGAGAGGAGAACGAGCGGUCCGAUGAACUAAGACUUCUGUUGUUGCUCUGUUUGUUCGACAACGAGGUAGGGCUCGAUCUAAAGCUCAUUCAAGUGGAGUACGAUCAAAAAGACUAUCGGCGAGUAGAAGAUUGGCUGGAGAAGUUGCUUGCUUGCUGCUUCAUUCGCAAACAAAAUAAAGAUCCCAAACACUCGGUGUACUUGGUCGACAAAACUGUACACCUAGCUGUGCGGACGUGGAUGGAGAUCAACGAGACGCCGACCCGCAAGCUUGAACGGUACAACAAAAUCCUGUCUAUGCUGUACAGAAGCUACGAUUCUAGAAAGAGAAAGGAACAGAAAAAGAGGAAGCGCAAAGCUUCGAGAGAACAAAAGCCAUUUGCCAGUUUUAAGGACAUUCUCAUACCACAUUUCAACAGUUUCGUCGAAUAUGUCAAAACUGUUCCAGAGCAGAUUGAUUUCCCACUAUAUGAUCGAGCUGUUCAGGCGGUCCUGAUGUUCUCAGAUGUUCUCUUGCACGAAGGCCACGUUGAGACUGCUGUCGUGGUUCUAGAGUUUACCAAGAGACACUUCAAACUGGACGGCCUUCAAAGGUCACACGAAGAUGAAAAGGAGGAGGACAUCCGAAGCACGGAUAAGAAACAACUGGAGAUUGAUGAGAAAAAGCUGAGGCGCCGACGUAGUGUAUACUUCCAGCUUGGCAAACUUCUAGCGAAGGCUUAUCGCCUUCGAGCGAAAGACGAAAAGUCGCGUGAACUCCAUUACUUCAAAGAAGCAGAAAAGCUGAUUGAUUGUUUGCAGCGGAAGAUUGCAAGCGGCGAUGACACAGUGGUGUGGGCAGGGAGGGAAAUACGUGCGUGGGAGUUAGAACUAGAAAUGAUACGCGUGUUCGGGGAGAGCAAACAAUUCGACAAAGCCUGGACUAGGUUCAAAAGUGUUUCGAAUAUCGGGGUAAAGGUCAAAAACCACGAAGCAGUGCUGCCGCAGCCUAUAGGUGCUUCGCAUAGUUCAAAAGACGAACAGGAGCUGCGUAGACUUGCAAUCCGAGCAAAACGGGAGGAGUGCUUACUGAACUUCGCUCACGGGCAGAAACACGACUUCAACGACAAGAAGAGGAUGGCGAGGCGCAGUUGGAAAGCUGCACACGAUGCCUGUAUCUGCUCAAAGAUCGCUGUGCAACAAUGGUUUUCCACGGACGAUACGUUGAACUUUGAGAUUGAGGAGGACGAAGCGAAGAUAUUGGUGAGGCUUGGCAGCAAGGAGAACUUAGACACUGCCGAGAUGAUCUUCGAGAGAGUCUUGCGUUCAUGUUCUGAAGGAGGUGAGUAUGCUUGCGAACACAAAGCCUGGGAUAUACAAUCUAGACUUGCUGAGAUCAGGCUCAAGCGAAGGAACCCUGGGGAUCUUGAGAGCGCUAGGGAGUCGUUGGAAGAGCUGGUAAAGGUUACUCGCGCUUCUCUUGGAGUUCAGAAUGUUUUGACGGACCGUUGUGCUGAACUAUUGAUCGAGGCACUCAGAGCGAAGAGGAAGACAAAGAAAGCUGUAGAGCUUGAGAAGGAUACAAAGGAAGCUUUUGAGCUCGAGAAGGAAUUUGGUAAAUCACCUCGCUUCGAGAAGCACUCCCAGUGGACUAGAUGGCUGCAGGAAGGGACGAGAGAGUUUUGGUAUCAUAUACUUGGCUUCGGUGUUCUUGUGAUGAUAGCCUGGAUGCUAGGAGUGUAG